Microtus oregoni (creeping vole) is the source of this 1176-nucleotide messenger RNA. RefSeq names its product granzyme M (gene Gzmm). The record is from RefSeq and is a predicted model, not a curated record. NCBI's taxonomy places the organism in Eukaryota, Metazoa, Chordata, Mammalia, Rodentia, Cricetidae. Bases 150 to 953 code for a protein of 267 amino acids. The transcript has 5 exons. Gene Ontology annotation, molecular function: serine-type endopeptidase activity. Gene Ontology annotation, biological process: proteolysis.
CUGUCCCCAGAGACACUUUCUAAAACCACCCAGAGCGGGGUGUGAGGGAGGAGCUGUCACUUGUACUAAGUGGGCGGGACUUAGAAGGCCACCUGUCCUCACAGAAAGAAAGUGGGGAGACACACCCCAGACCACACAUCUGUGCCAGCAUGGAGGUCCACCAGUCCCUGCUGCUCUUGCUAGCUCUGGAGAUGCUGUGGGCAGCAGGUAACACAUUUGAGACCCACAUCAUUGGGGGUCAAGAGGCAGUUCCACACUCUCGCCCGUACAUGGCCUCUCUACAGAAAUCAGGGUCCCAUGUGUGCGGAGGAGUUCUCGUGCAUCUAAAGUGGGUGUUGACGGCUGCCCACUGCCUGUCCGAACCGGUACAGCAGCUGAAGCUGGUGCUAGGCCUGCACCACCUCCAUGACUUGCGAGAUCCGGGCCUCACCUUCCACAUCAAGGCAGCCAUCAAGCAUCCUGGCUACAAUGACAACUAUGAAAACGACCUGGCGCUGUUAAAGCUGGAUGGACGGUUGCGGCCCAGCAGGAAUGUCCAGCCGCUGGCUCUGCCCAGAAAGAACCAAGCCAGGCCGGCAGAAGGUGCUCAGUGCAGCACCGCUGGCUGGGGAAGGACCCACCAAGGUGGGCCUUUAGCCCGCGCCCUGCAGGAGUUGGAGCUGCGUGUCCUGGACACCCGCAUGUGUAACAACAGCCGCUUCUGGAACGGUGCCCUCGAGGAGGGCAUGCUGUGCUUGGCGGCGGCAGCCAGGAACCAGGCGCCCUGCAAGGGCGACUCCGGAGGACCCCUGGUGUGUGGCAGAGGCCAGGUGGAUGGGAUCCUGUCUUUCAGCUCCAAAAGCUGCACAGACAUCUUCAAGCCCCCUGUGGCCACCGCUGUAGCCCCCUACAUCCCCUGGAUCAGGAAGGUCAUCCGUCGUUGGCCUGAUGACCAGGACACGCUCGCUGACUAGGGUGGGGAGGGACUAGGUGUACCUCUGAGGACCAAUAAAUGAUGAUGUAUCUGUUAAAUCCAGCCCUGUCUGCCUCUGACCUCCGUAAGCCUCCGUUUUCUGGUGGCUAACACCGGCCUGCCUGCUGGGUGCCAAGGCAAGAACAAUGGCAACAGGUCUGCCAGCAGGGGGCGCCAGCUGCCCUCUGCAGCUCUCCCAUGAGCUGGCGAGAUGGGGAGGCUCC